CUACGGAAAUAAAAAGUUGCGUAGUCGCAAACGUUAAAGCAAACUUGAAAUUUCUGAGUCAGCUGAAUCGUCUGAAUUUUCAUCAGACCGACUUCGUGAAUGGAAGCAUCAUUGUAUGACGAACAAAUUAUGCCCACAACAUCGAGUUCUCAAAGUGCGACGUACGAUAAAGGCAACUUGAAACUUGAUUUCACGUCGCCGAGUGCGCGGAGGCAAACUUCGCUGGAAGGCGCACUACUAACUUCUCCGGAUUUGAAUUUGCUCACUUUGGGUUCUCCCGAGCUGGAGAAAUUGAUUAUGGGUUAUGGAGGAAUCUUGACGACUCCAACACCGACUCAAAUCUUCAAAGGAACCUCCUCUGUGACAGAGCAACAAGAAUCAUACGCGCGAGGGUUCGUAGAAGCGCUUCAAAAAUUACACGACCAGCAACAAGAAGCUGGGGGACAAAACACGUCGCAAAGCGUUGUGAAUACAAAUGCUUUGUUACUGAAUGCUUUAAAUCAAUCGUUUGCCACAGCAGCGAUAAAUAACACCACUAGUACAGUAGCAGCUACGACACCAAUGCUCGCGUCGGGCACGUCCACAAUUUCGACACAAUCACUUCCGCUGGUUUCGCUAUCCGGAGCGACACAGAUUUUCCCAGACUUUCAAAGGACCUCUGCGGCAACGGCACAACCCAGCACAAGUUAUGCGGCAUUAAACAUACAGAUUCCACCUCAGCAACCACGACUGGACAACGUUAAGUUAGAAAACGAAUCGCAAGUCGUCCCCGGAACGCCACCUCUACCACCGAUCGAUUUGGCGUUACAGGAAACAGUUAAGAACGAAAGAAAGAAGCAGAGAAACCGGGUCGCUGCGUCAAAAUGCCGCAAACGGAAGCUUGAAAAGGAAGCCGAUUUGGAAGAUAAAGUUAUCAAUCUUAAAAACAUCAAUUCUCAGCUACACACCGAGGUUUGCGAACUAAGAAAGCAAGUUUGUCAGUUGAAAAUUCAAGUUAUGGAUCACGUGCAGGGCGGAUGUGAAAUCAUGCUACUGAACCAGCCCUCAGGAAUAGCAGUUUCUACUUCAGCUUAGCUCUUAAAACCCGUUAAAAGAACACUGGAUUUUGUUUUUAAUUGCUGAAAACGUCUCGUCUACUGAAAUGAGCGUUUGAUCGCUCUUUCACGAACGUCUGAUCGCGAGAGCUAGAACAGAUAGGUAAACCGGAACUUCGCAUUCAAAGCACGUGGAGCUGAGGUUUGAUCUGGUUUUCAAAACCGGAUUUUCUAUUCGGCGUAGAAGUGAACUUCACAGAUCGAACUUUACACGAACAUACAUCGAUCGAACGCUUUUAACUAGGGAAAACAGUUGCAUGUCAUGUUAUAACAAAGUUAGGUUUGUCAUCCAAAAUAUUGGAGAUUGUACUGUAAUCGUUAUAUUACUAACAACAUAUGUUCUCUCGAGUUUACAGUAGUUUCAUUCCCUCAUUCAUAGUUUAUUGAAAGGCCAAAAAAUUAUUCAGUGCCAGUAAUUUAUACCUAGAGUAUCCCUAUUUAUUUCACGAUCAGGAUGUCAAAAUUCGAAAGAAACAGGAAAAUUUUGAACACAAAAAAAUCUUAUUAUAGACGGAUCAAUUCACAUACGCUGAGUACGUGAGCUGUGAUCGACAAUCAAGUAAGGUUAUUUACAAUAAUUCUCACAAGUAUGUAACGUUAAAAGUCUAAGAAGUAAAAAGAAGGGAAUAUUUAAAAGAUCUUGACUGUUUAAGGCUUCGUUAACCCUCCAAAAAACAACAUAAAUUCUGCAUGUCCUAAGUAAUUGAGUGAUAAGAUCAACCAGUCAUUAGCAACAUGUGUCGAGUGAUGUAGAGUUUUUAAGAGUGUUAUAAUAUAUUACACCUUACAAGAA
This is a messenger RNA of Stylophora pistillata, 1887 nucleotides long. Its product is annotated as transcription factor Jun. NCBI's taxonomy places the organism in Eukaryota, Metazoa, Cnidaria, Anthozoa, Scleractinia, Pocilloporidae. Gene Ontology annotation, biological process: regulation of cell population proliferation; regulation of cell cycle; regulation of transcription by RNA polymerase II. The record is from RefSeq and is a predicted model, not a curated record. Gene Ontology annotation, molecular function: RNA polymerase II cis-regulatory region sequence-specific DNA binding; transcription factor binding; DNA-binding transcription factor activity, RNA polymerase II-specific. Gene Ontology annotation, cellular component: transcription regulator complex.